AUGUCUACCCGCAAGAGAAAGCAAGCCGAGGAGGAGCUCCAGGCCCUUCCUAGCGAUGAGAGCGAAGAGGAAGAAGAAUAUGAAGAUUCCGAGCCUGAUGUAGAGGAAGGAAGCGAGGAGGGCGAACAGGAGGAGGUUGAGGGAGAGUCUGAGUCUGAUGAGGACGAGGAAGAAGAAGAAGCACAGCCAGAAGUCAAAAAAGAAGCGAAGAAAGAAGCCAAAGAGAAAGACGAAGGUGCUCCGCCAGCCAAGAAGCAGAAGACUGCGCCUGCGCCUUCUGUCGUCGAUGAGGACGAGGAGAACGGCGCAAAUGGCGAAAAAGAUGAGGACGAGGAGGAGGUUGCUGAGGAAGGAGGCGUGGAAGAGAGUGCAGCUGAAACCGCCGAGAAGAGUGGUCCGGCUGCCGCUGCUGCUAAGGAUAAGGGUGGUGUUGUUCCCAAGGAGUCGGAUCUGCCCGAGGUUGAGGCAGUUGAGAAAGAGGAGGAGUGA
Molecule: messenger RNA, 489 nt
Organism: Penicillium concentricum
Lineage: Eukaryota; Fungi; Ascomycota; Eurotiomycetes; Eurotiales; Aspergillaceae
Exons: 3
Coding region: 1-489 (162 amino acids)
Source: RefSeq, a predicted model, not a curated record